AUGGACGUAGCUGUUUGGAGGAGAUCAUGGUUCAAUGGGGUAUCAGCUGAUGACAUGGUUUUAAGCUUGAUAUUUGUCAAUGCAGCUGUCUUUAUGCUAUGGAAGAUUGCUGACAUACAAUUUAUGGUGAACAACUUUACGUCUGACAGUAGUUUAAUUCAAUCCCCAUAUCACCCUAAUUAUCGUGAUGUGCCUGGGCAGACUCCAUUGCACAAUUUCAUAAGUGGAAGUGUUCACACGCUGAUUACUUCUGGAUUCAGUCAUUUUCAUGAUACGCACUUUGUAUCCAACAUGAUUGGACUUUACAUCUUUGGGAUGAAUGAUCAAGAUAUACGUUAUGAGAAUUUAGAUGAUGGAUCUGUUUCAAAACUGGUUGUUGGGACUUCGAAUAUAGAGGAUGCAAAGAUAACUGCAAUUAAUUGUUUCUUCAAUCAGUUCCUAAAACCUGUCUGUGUCUGUGCUGUGUCUUCUUUCUCCUUUUAUUUUCCCACUGGUCAGAUCGGAAGAACUUCUGGUCCUGAGUACUUGUUUAAAUUGUAUCUCGCUAGGGCAAUUGGCAGUUCACUGUUCUACCUGGUACACAAAGCCUUUAUGGUCUUAUUAACGAAGGUACAACUGCUAUCCAACAAUCAUUCUGUUGUGCUCUUAUGAGGGAGCAAGUCAUAAGAAUAAUUUAUUGAUACAUCCAAAUGUUUGUUCGAUAAUAUGUUAUGCAGAUUUGCUUGAUUGAUAUUUGAACUUUCACAUGAUGUUUUAGUUAGAAUUCAAAUUAAAGAAGCAAUGCCUGUAAGCUGAUAUGUAUAUGGACAUGAAAAUUCUAUUUAAGAUAUUUUUUAAGUGAUAGUAAUUCGUUUACUACAGCAUCAGUCUGAAUAUUUGAUGCAAUAUUGGAUUAGAUUACUUCGGAAUGAGAGUUAUUGUAAAAUUACAAAGUUUUAUUUCGAGUUUCUAUUAUUUAAGAGUUUUAUUUUCUUAGGUUUAUUAUUUUCUAAUUUAUCUUAUUUAGUAUUCCUAUUUAGAUUUGAAUUAGGAUUCUAAAUCCUAAUGUGAUUGGAAUUUUAAACUCUAUAAAUAGGACUGGGGGUUUUUAAAUUAGAAGUUUGAUUUUUAUGAUUUUUAUAGAGAUUUAGC
Messenger RNA from Hevea brasiliensis (rubber tree), 1131 nucleotides. RefSeq lists its product as uncharacterized. Bases 1 to 651 code for a protein of 216 amino acids. The record is from RefSeq and is a predicted model, not a curated record. Gene Ontology annotation, molecular function: serine-type endopeptidase activity. The transcript is spliced from 5 exons. NCBI's taxonomy places the organism in Eukaryota, Viridiplantae, Streptophyta, Magnoliopsida, Malpighiales, Euphorbiaceae.